GAGUAAUGCUGAACAGCUUCCUGCACGCCAACUGGUACUAAAGCAGCCUGUUCUACGACAUUUCUUGGUAAAUACUACAUUAAUGCAGCAAGGGCGCUGCUUGAAACUACUCAUUUGUAUAAGUGUACGUUAUAAGAAAUCGUCAGCUGAUAAAUUCAAAUGCUUGCACGGAGAGCUUCCGCGUGGGUAUUAGUGCUACAUACAAGUACAAACCAAGACAGCGUGCCUCACAUUCAUUUGCCCUUGAAAUGCCCAACCGGUUUCCACCAACAACCGCGAUUUAUCGCCUCUGGAAAAUGUGCCGCGACGCCUAGCUCCACAUAAGAAGCAUAUUUACAGUGUUGGGUGAAGCCGGAGACGUGACCGAUUUACGUGUGUUAUCACUGACGUUCGUUGAAGCGAAAUCAGGUGUUGUUUUUUUGUUUCGCUGGGCUUCAGAUCUCGACGUUAUUGGGCCGGGCUGUCUUGCUAAUGGUCUUCACAAGCGGUGCGUAUCGAAGCGGUACUCAGUGAAGUUGGCUAGCGAGCGAGCGGCGCCGGGAGGCCGCGUGAAUGCCCUGGCGGUCCCCGGGCAGCUAGCCACUGUAGUGGCUCGACCAUUUCUCAGGUGCGUCCACGUUCAUCGAUGCAACAGUCACCAGCAUCGAAGUCCCUCGGCCGCCGGUCACCAGCGCCGAGACGUCGCCUAACGGUUCUCGCCAGUGGCUCCCACCAGCGUCAUCGUCGUAAUUACAGCAGCAUCGGCCACCACCACAACAACAACAACAACAACAAUAUAACCAGAUAUAACACAUGUCUGUCCCUCUCAAUCCACUGAUGCGGUCAUUACUGGCAACGACCAUCGUAUCGUGACAAAGGUCUGUUUUCGAUCUAAUCCAGGACCGGAAGGGCAGUAGCCGUCAAGAGGGGCGCCUACAAUUUUACAUUAAAUACAACCGGCAGGACAGGGCAAAGUACCCAUACGAACGAGCAAGACACGAGCACUCGACGGGUCACAACGAAACAUACCUGGCACUCAAUUUAAUUUUACGAAGUGCAGCUACUGAUACGGACAUCUUUGCCGAGCGGCAAAAGACGUAACAAUAACAGCAGUCAUAGCAGAAGUUUGCUCCCCUUUCCGAGAUAAUCAUGGCCGCAGAAUCGAUAGCAGUAACAACGAGCUAGCUGUCCGCCGUAAAACAGAACAAGCAAAACAUUCUUCUAGUCGAUUCCGUAUCGAAUCAUCGCACCCCAGUGGAUAGCCCUAUUCUGUACCAAUAUUCGAAACGUUACCGCAAAAAGCACAAAAAAUGCUGGAUGUACAAGCUAACUAGUCAGUGAAUCGAACAGGGUUGGUCAAGUAACAAUAACUAGUUCUCGCCUAUAGUUGACGUACUGCGUACGUACAAUUUAUGCCGAUAUCUGUCACCAUAUGAUAUUGAUAUGGUUGAUCACACAACACCCAAAAAUGAAUCAUCUGUCAUCAGCGUACGUGUCGUUAUUGCGACCAAUUUCUUUUCGUUUCUUCUAAGCUUCCAUUAGUCGCCGUUAAUCGUCGCCGGUAUAUCGACGAUGAUCCAUUGAAAGCAGGUGUGGUUGUCCGAUGACCAGCAUCGAUGGUGCAUCCGUUUUUUUUGUCUUCGCCACUUAAGCUAUGAACGCAGCUGAAAUUACUAGCGCUCAUUGCUAGGCUGUACAACGACCCAGUUUGGCUAGAGGCAGGGGGUCGAGCCAGCAGACUACCACCAAUCGUCAUAUAGACUCCUUUUCCCACCGUUGUACAAGCAAUUUAUCGCUCUACCACUAAUUGGAAAUCGCCAACGUAAGCUAGGAUCGCGGCGUAUUCACAGUUGCGACAUUGUUUUUCUACUGGGGUUGUUCUUUUCUAGUGUCUUGGUUACAGCGAGCAGCAAAAGCUCCGCUAGAACUAAAGCGUCUGGAAGUAUUGGAAAACCGCAACGAACACAUUGCAAGUAAUCGAAAGAAGAACGACAGUUGGCGUUCGGUGUAAAAACAAUAUGGCGACGCAUAGAUAACCGAAGAACAGCAGUAGGACGGGCCAUUAAUGUCUAGACUAUAUUAUCGGUUUCUAUCGUAUAGCUUGAUGUUACUCGUAUGUAACUGUUUUUUUUUUUUCGUUUUGUUUCCGAUAACUAUCCAUUGUCGUCUGCUGACAGAAAAUUGCCGCGAAAGUGAAAGCUGUAGCAGCCAUAAUCAUGGUAUUAGGUGCCCUCUCUAAUCUUGGAUAUCGGUUCACUGUGUUACUUGUAUGAAGCCAUUCAAUUAGCACUAAAGUAUCCAUCCGUCGUCUUUCAUCCGCCAUCGCCAGUUUCCUUUAGCUAGCUGGUUCAGGAGUUCGUCCUGAGCAAGCGACGACGCGAUCUUAUUGUUUUAGUCGCAGUUGGGUCCGCUAGUCGGAGACAAUAUUGCAUACGAACCUCGGCAUCCGUUUGCUACCACUCACUCCCUAUACUGAUUAAUUGAUAAAAUAACGAAAAACUAGAGUGUACAUUACCGAUGUGCAUUAUACAUGCAAGUCUACCCUUAUAUAACUCCCUCAAUUAAGAAAAAGACGCUGGUUAGAUGCGGAGGCAGGCUUUCAGCUUUAUAAACACUUCGGUUCUUCAAGGACGCCUCGAAUAAACGUCUAAGAUGAUGCUACCCCUGCUUAGUGAUACGGCGGACUCCUCGGAGGUCCUACGACGCCUUUCGCGUCAACUACAACGCGGUCACCCUGCUCACAAGGAUAUCCAACUACUACUCACAGUUUUGGACGACCCGCUUCUCAGAACUGUUUUACAAAUCAAGAACUCGCUGGAUGACCUGAAGGUGCUGGUGCACAAGCAUCCCUCGAUUCUUCCGCGAGACUUCGACAUUGCACGUGACGGCACCCUCGACUAUCGCUGCGAUACCGAGGAUAACACCCAGAAUGGCUCAAGCAACAACAAUCCAUUGGGUGCGGCCAGUAGUAAUGGGCCAGCAUCAGUGGUGGGCGGGGGCACAUCCGUGGGGCACCGUUUAAGCGGCAGCCGCCCUCAUUCACAGCCAUCGCUGCAUCACCAACAACAUUCACACUCACAUCAUCAGUCUCACCAUCAUCAUCAUCAUGGUCGGGGAGACGUCCUGCACGGACAACAACAGGGUGCCAAUUAUAGUGGUCUUCAGAGUUUUGAUGAAGGAUCUGGGGAGCGCUUUCUAGCGGUUGAAUUGAUGGCUGCUCCACUAGCUUCGAUUGGCGAUGGACAACAGCCUGGCUUUGGAGGCCUUGGCCUAACCAUCGUUCCUUUGACCGGCGAGGACGGCGACACGCAUUUCUACAUAAAGCACAUCCAUCCCGAUGGCGUAGCACACAGGGAUGGUCGACUGAGCGAGGGCGACAAGGUCGUGGCGAUCAACGGGACCCGUCUCAGCGGACUCGGCCAUCGGGAUGUCGUCCAACUGCUUCAACAGUACAGCUGCAACAAUAACAAUCCCCCAGCAGCAACCUGUGAGCACAGCAGUAACCUCCAGCAAGCAGGAGGAUCAGACUCGCUUGGAACAGCAACGACGAAGAUUGGAACGAACCUAGUCAGUAUACUCGUCGACACCAGCCAGCAGCUGCACAGUCAUCAGGAACAAGUUCAACAUCUCCAGCCACAGCAUAUCGGCUGCCUCGACAACAACGACCUCGUUAACAGCUGCUGGACAAGUGACGGAACACCUGCUGGUCCCAUAGGCCAGCUGCAAAGCGGCGAGUUCGUACCGGAAAUGGUGCUGAACACGGAGUGGGCGCAGGUGGAGGCGAUCGAAUUGGUGAACGAUGGCUCAGGACUAGGUUUUGGUAUCAUCGGAGGCCGAAGCACCGGGGUCGUCGUGAAAACCAUUUUGCCCGGUGGCGUUGCCGACAGGGACGGACGGCUGUUGAGCGGAGACCAUAUCCUGCAGAUCGGAGAGGUGAAUCUACGUGGAAUGGGUUCUGAACAGGUAGCAGCAGUAUUACGUCAAGCGGGCACAUCCGUACGCUUGGUAGUUGCGCGACCGGUGGAUGCUUCUGCAGCCGCUGGACUGGAAGGACUUGCGGCCCCCGUCGUACCCACAAGAAUACUCGCCGACGCUGACCAGGUUGAGCGUCACUUAGCUAUGUUCUCAAACAACAAUAAUAGCGUUGACGACAACAACGGGACGACCACGGCCGCCUCAACGUUUGUUGCCGUAGUCUCUUGUGCUUCAGGAACGACCCCGGUAACGGCUUCCGCCUCCAGCCCAAAGCCGUCCGUGCUUGCAGAAACGCCCUCUGCCACUGUGUCAUCAUCACCAGGGGUUAUCAUUGAACCUUUGGCAGGGACGCCCGCACAAGCAGGUUCGGCGAUACCGGCUGAUGAACGGCCAAGUCCUGCAGGCGGAACAGGGCCUGGGCCCACAACACCUGGCCUCGGUGGCUCCCUCGGAACGUUAUCGGCGCCCAACGCUCCUGUUGCCAGUGGUGUAGGCGGCGGUGGAGGCAGUUCUACCCUCCCCCUCGGCGUUGAGCACUCGCCGUUGUCGCAGAGUUCAUCUCAAAGCGGUGGCAAGCUUAACCAGGAAGAAAACAUAGUUGUUGCGGCGCAAGACAUGCACACGGAGCUGCUUAGCCUCAUGGGGCUCGACCAGCUGCAGCUGCCCGAGAUGGAGACCUUUGAGGUCGAGCUUGUCAAGGAUCAACAGGGACUCGGUAUCACAAUUGCCGGCUACGUCUGUGAGAAGGGAAGAGACGAGGAAAUUUCCGGGGUAUUCGUUAAAAGCGUAGCAAAAGGCAGUGCAGCUGAUCUCAAUGGACACAUUCGAAUUAACGACCAGGUUAUCGAGGUGGACGGAAGACCCCUGCAGGGAUACACGAAUCACCAAGCCGUUGAGCUACUCAGAUCUACCGGAAAAGUAGUAAAGCUACGGUUGGCACGGUAUCUUCGCGGGGCCAGAUAUGACCAGCUUCAGCAAGCAAUAAUGGCGGAGUCGGUACAUGCUGGCGCGGGUCAACAACUCAUCUCAACCGCGCAAAUGCUUCAGACACAAUCCAUGACAGCAACAGCAGCAGCUGUAUCAGCACCUCCAGUAUCUCAGCCAGUUUCAGCAUCACCUUUGCCCACGGGCAGUAUAGGCAAAACAAAUCGAUUUCAACUAUUUCCCACAACAUCAUCUUCAACAAACAACCUAACAAGUAGCAGUUGCGCCACAUUGGCGGCCACAACGAUACAGCCAACGACAAAUGCUGCAGCGAACCCACUUAAUAACAAUAGCAAUAGCAAUAACAAUGGCCCGAGCAACAACACAAUCAAUAAUUGCAGCAGCGGUACCAGCAACGCGCGGAACAACAAUAGCGGAACACCGAGUGGCAACGCUAGCAGUUACGCCCCGAAGAGUUCAGUAGCGCUGGCCAAUCUCGACAACCUCAUCCGUGGUACCCAUCAUCUGCCAGCGUCGGGACUAACCCGUCUCGGUAGUGUUAGCGGCGGAGCCAUUACGACACAGGAAAAUGAAAAAGAGAAAAUUGCGAAGUGGACGGCGGUAUUCGGUGCAGAGGACUACACGAUCGUCGUAGCUCAAUUGUGCAAAUUUCAUGAAGGUGGUGGACUCGGUAUCUCGCUUGAGGGCACGGUGGACGUCAAUGAAGCAGGCGAAGAGAUCCGUCCCCAUCACUACAUUCGCUCAGUUUUACCAGACGGACCUGUUGGCCUUAAUGGCGUCCUUCGCAGCGGCGAUGAGUUAAUCGAAGUCAAUGGACGACAGUUGCUUGGCCUUGAUCACCGUGACGUGGUCAUGACGCUCAAGGAUCUGCCCCUAAACGUCGAGAUGGUUUGCGCACGACCGAAGAAGCCACUGCCGGCAUCGGUAACUAGCUGCAGUCCGACGCCAAUGACGCCAGGGGCAGGUGGCUUGCACGGACCCCAUGGACAUCAUCACGCCUCCAAGGCGAAGUCCGAUACCUCCCUGAACAGGUAUAGUUCGGAGGACGAAGAAAGUGGGGGAGGUUGUUCUAUGGGCUUUGUGAGCACUUCCGGCAGCUAUGCGGGCAUUGGCAGUAAUUCGGGGGGUGGUUCCGGCGCUAAUAACAAACUGAACAAGCUGCGAUCGCGUUCGCUGGAGCCUUUGAGCGGGCUGGCGAUGUGGAGCAAUGAACCACAACUUAUCGAGCUGCAUAAGGCGGAGCGGGGUCUGGGUUUUAGCAUCCUAGACUACCAGGACCCGAUGAAUCCCAAUGAGACGGUGAUUGUGAUCCGUAGUUUGGUACCGGGUGGAGUGGCCCAACAAGAUGGCCGCCUGAUACCCGGGGACCGGCUGCUCUUUGUCAAUGACGUAAACCUUGAAAACGCUUCGUUGGAUGCUGCCGUCCAGGCGUUGAAAGGCGCCGCUAAGGGCCCCGUCCGAAUAGGAGUUGCCAAACCCCUCCCGCUACCAUGUCCGCAUGACGGCAACAAUGGCGCCAAUGGGGCAUCCGCUGGCGACGCAAGUGCUGGGCAGACGCCCUUGGGCGAAACUGGUACGCUUGCUGCGCUCGUCAAAUCUGAGAGCUUCUAGACGGAAAACGAUGAAAACUGACAAUGAGAGAGAACGAAUCAUUGAACGGAGCACCGUUUGAAGGCAGAAGAGGUCACCGGAAGGAAAAACAGGGAAGAGAACCAUAUUGCAGAAUGAAUGCAAAUGUGUCGUCUGUGGAUGACAAGAUCGAUAAAUUAGCUACAAUGUUAAAUUUGUGUGUAGUGAAUGUAAUCGAAGUUUUUUAUCGACACUGCCUAGCAUCAGCAUCUCUUUCUCUGAUGUCAGAACAUCCAAUGAAAAUCCAUCAGCUGUCCAUAAACCUAUUCAGCAUUCUAUUGAGACUUGUUGAAAUAGACCGACCUGAUCCUCCCUGAUGUCAACAAACUUUUGUAAAAUUGAUAAACCAGUUAUUAGAAGGAUAUUUAUAUUACCGCUAAUGACCUGUCAAAAGUAGAAUUGUAGAGGUUAGAAGCUGCAGGGGUCGAUAACAGGGUUGAUAGAAGUAUAGAGCUUCUGGUUUGACACGAAAUACACUAAUAGUAUUAAGAUUGUAUAUCGAUGAAAAAUCGGAGAGCAAUCGAUAAAAAAAGACCCUGGGGUUGACAAAAUGCUGAUGGGCCUCCCAAAUUAGGGUUUGGUCGAUGUAUUCACACUUUAAUUGAUCACUUCGGGUCAAUCGACAAGAACGGUGAAUUGACGAAACAAAUGAAUCAAGCCGGAGUCGCAGGCUUACCUGUCCAAAUCGGGCCUUCUGCAAUAUAGUGAAGUAAAGUUGAAGUUCAAGUAAAUGGCGGCCCUCAACCAGACGACAGACAUUUUUCUGCUGUAAAUUAGUGAAAAGGUGUAUAAAUCGGAUCCAAAAUUCCUAGCUACACUGCGGAGAGAAGAUCCAUGUUGUUAAUAAUAAUACUGCGUACGCAAGCGAAGUUGCGUAAAGCCAGAAGAAUAUAUAUAAACGUUUUCGUUGUUCGACACAGAGUACUCCGCUGCACAGCAGGCUAAAUGCUGAAACUCACGUUGUCUAUGGCAGACAAACAAACACUUCACCCGUCGAUUGCUGAUACGGAAGACAGACCACCCUCGUUUUGUUCACUCGUUCCAAGAGACCACAAACAGAUCAUCAGCAAAUAUCUUACUAUUAUUAACAAUAAUAAUUAUUACUAUAGCUAGAUAUGAUAACAUGAGAAUGUCAGCACACCAUUGUUAGGGAGAUGCAUCACGAAAAAUGCUAAUGGAAAGACCUAACCACUAGAUGAGCCGGCCGUUUUUAGCAUAGCUGCAAGUUACAACAAACAAAAGUUAAGAAGCUAAGACAGAUAGCAAGCAGAAAUGUAUGAGUUCGAAGCACGAAUUGAAGGAAGAUCUGUGAGCAGGAAGGAAGAAAAGCUUAUCCUUGCAUCCGAGGGCAAUCAGUCGAUCUGUGCACGGAUCGAAUGUGACAAAAGAUGCGCGUAAAACUCUAUAUAUUAUAUAUAUAUAUACAUGAUAAUGUUAUUAUACUUCAUAGACAAACAAACUGCGAGGGACAUUUCAAUGUGAAAGCAUCCAAGUGUUUGAUUAUCCGAUAAAGAAAAAAACAACAGGGAAGAACUUUAAUGAUGAUAAUGGCGAUAAUUUUUGAAAACGGCACAAGAAACAAAAUAGGAUCUUCACAAGAAGUGGCUGCGAACGUCACCGCCGAAAUUAUUACGUAGUGACAAAACUAGUUUUGGGUAUUGGCUGACAAAGACACUGAAAAAUGAAAAAAAGCCGAUUUAUUUCGGCAAAUUAUAAGAGAUGUCGUCGAUCUGGUUAGCUUUUAGGCCAACCGCUAACUUUUUGAAGGAGUUCAAUAUAUUAAAAUUUCUAGCACUCUGUGUCAUCCUACAAAUAAGCAGUGACGGCAAACAUGUAGCACUAGUUUACAACUUGAAAUAAAAUUGGAACGAUGUGCUUUCGAUAAAAAUUAAUUAAAAAAAAGACCAAAAAAUAGUAUGGAGUCAGAUGUUCUAUGUAAGGAAAAUUUUUAACUACCGUUGAUUUCGUUGGUCUUGUGAAUAUCCCAGAGUACCCUAAUGCAUAAAAAAUGAAGAAAUGUUUAGGAUACAGGUAAGCUAAAUUUAUUGUCACGUUUAAUACGAGGUAACUACUGGGUCGACGAGGAACGAUGUUAAUAAGUAAGAAAUAGUGGUCGUUGUCCUGUCAAGAAACUCCUGUUAGUUAACGAGAAAAGAAGCUGCGUUCAGCAAAAUACAAUUGGAAAUAAAAACAAUUAAACAGACACCACUGGCGAA
This is a messenger RNA of Varroa destructor (honeybee mite), 8744 nucleotides long. RefSeq names its product patj homolog. The record is from RefSeq and is a predicted model, not a curated record. Gene Ontology annotation, molecular function: protein binding. NCBI's taxonomy places the organism in Eukaryota, Metazoa, Arthropoda, Arachnida, Mesostigmata, Varroidae.